Oncorhynchus nerka (sockeye salmon) is the source of this 1631-nucleotide messenger RNA. Its product is annotated as hsp90 co-chaperone Cdc37-like 1. Gene Ontology annotation, cellular component: cytoplasm. The transcript has 9 exons. The record is from RefSeq and is a predicted model, not a curated record. Gene Ontology annotation, molecular function: protein-folding chaperone binding; heat shock protein binding. Bases 231 to 1316 code for a protein of 361 amino acids. Gene Ontology annotation, biological process: protein folding; protein stabilization. Lineage: Eukaryota; Metazoa; Chordata; Actinopteri; Salmoniformes; Salmonidae.
UGCUCUGCAAGGGCAGCGGUUUUUGUGGAGCGAUGGGUAACGAUGCUUCGAGGGUGACUGUUGUUGAUGUGUGCAGAGGGUCCCUGGUUCGAGCCCUAGCAGGGUCUUGUAGAUGACCUGGAGCCAGGGAGUUUGGCGACGAGUGUGAAGCGAGGGCCAGCCAACGAGAGCGUACAGGUCGCAGUGAUUCGGCCUCGGUGUUUUGGGCGGGUCGAGACGGAGCAGCAGCGAUGGAGUGGUUCGGGACUGGAAACUCCCCUAUGUUUCCCGAAGAAGAAGAGGGUUACAGUGCCUCUGCCUCUUCUGUGCCAAGUAGCUUUCACAGCUCAUCACUGCAGGAGGAUGCCAGUGCAGAGUCCAUGGUGUCCCUGUGCCAGAGACAGCAGCAGUGUGUGAAGGCCUCUGUUUCCAGCUGGCAGUUAGUGGAGGCUCAGGACCAGCUGUGUGGGAUGGAGCUGCACGGCUCCGAGAGCGUCGAGCAGGAGCGUGCCCGCGCUGUCGCCGGCCAAUCGGAGCUCUCGCAGACUGAACAUGAGUGGCGCCGGAAGGAGAGCAUGCUGGGAGGGAGCAGGAGCCCCGUGCUCAGCGCUGACAGCAGCCGGGACAUGUUCGACAAGAGUAUUAUUAAUUGUAAAAACGUUGAAUUGGAGGUUCACGACAAGAGCAAAACCUUUGUUCAGAAGUAUGAAAAAGAAUUGAGACAUUUUGGCAUGUUGCGGAGGUGGGAUGACAGCCAGCGCUUCCUGUCUGACCUGCAUCACCUCAUCUGUGAGGAGACGGCCAACUACCUGAUCCUCUGGUGCUUUAGACUUCAGGCCGACGAGAAAGAGGCGUUGAUGGAGCAGGUCGCUCACCAGGCUGUUGCUAUGCAGUUUAUCCUGGAGAUGGCCAGCACCUCCCAGCAGGAUCCCAGAGGCUGCUUCCGUCACUUCUUCCACAAAGCCAAAGCAGGACAAGAGGGGUACUUAAAUGUCUUCCAUGCUGAGCUAGAGGCCUUUAAGCAGAGAGUAAAAGAGUACACUGUCAAGUUCAAAGGAGAGACCCUCUCCAAUGACACACCGCUCCAGAGCAGUACAGCACGCUGUCAUCUGGAUCCCAAAGAGGUUCUAGAAUCUUUACCCCCAGAACUGAAGGCAGGGUUCCAGCUGCAAGACAUGCAGAUUCUCCAGAAUGUUCUCAGCACCAUGAAUCCACAGGUGGCAGAGUACCAUGUGAAGCGUUGUCUGGAGUCCGGCUUGUGGACGAACAAAGAAGGGAGACGGUCCAAGGAGGAAGUUAAUCCAGAAACAGACGACCUGCGCAUGAUGGAGACAUAACGACUGUGGUGCACGCUCCCUCCAUCUCUCCCAUAGGAAUUGACACUCAAUAGGAAAAGGGCUGAGCUCCCCACAGAGACUUAUUUUUGUAUGCAGCAGAAUCUGCGCCUGAAUGUGUCUUGCACUUUAUAUUUGUUCAAAACAAUCUAUUUAAAGAAGGCGAGUGGUAGGUAUUUUGAGGCACUUACCUUACCUUUUCUCAUAUAGCUAGAGUAUCUCUACUCAUGUCAUAUCUUGAUUGUUUUAGCAGAGUGAACCUUGCUUUGUAAGGAAGUCAUCUUUACACAUGAAUUUACAAGAACUACUUCAAACUUU